AGAAAGAAAAUUUUCUGCAGCAAGUUCCUGUGUCUGUUCGAACCAAUUCCUUCAAUUGCGAGCGUUCCACGUCGCGACUACAGUCACUGUACACCAAGCCGUCGUCUUUCAAUCUUUACCUGAACAGAGAAAGCACUUAUCGCCUCCUAAAUCAAUCGAAAUUUAGUGUCUUCUCGAGUCAAGUUCCUACGAGCUACUCAUCACACGAACCACUCGACUAAACCAACGCAUUAAUCGAAUCAUCCCGUUGCGCGCGAUCUCCGUUUGAUACCACACCGUACAGAGAAGAAGCCAGCACAAUGUUCUUCCUCAAAGAAGAGACGAAAGUCAUCACACUACACCCGUCGUACUUCGGGCCCAACAUGCGGGAAUACCUCAUCAACCGACUGAACGAGGAAGAAGAAGGUCGGUGUACGGGUGACCACUUCGUCAUCUGUGUGAUGGACAUGGUCGAUAUUGGUGAAGGACGAGUUCUACCGUCUGGUGGGCAUGCAGAGUACAGCAUCAAGUACCGGGCGAUUAUUUGGAAGCCGUUCCGGGGAGAGACGGUUGAUGCUAUCGUUACCUCCGUUAAACCCACUGGUAUCUUCACACUCGCUGGGCCGUUGUCUGUUUUCAUUGCGCGGAAAAACAUUCCCUCGGAUAUCAAGUGGGAGCCAAACACAGUACCUCCACAAUAUACAGACCAUGCGGACCAAGUCAUUGAGAAGGGGACAAGUUUGCGACUGAAGAUUCUUGGUGUGAAGCCGGAUGUGGCUGCGAUCAACGCCAUUGGUACAAUCAAGGAGGAUUAUCUAGGACCCCUGUAAUGAAACACCACAUGGCCCUCGCCUCUAGCGUUUAUCUCGCUUCUUAUUUGCCUGCCAUUUGAAUACCCCAGAAGACACUGGACAGGGCGAAGUCCAGAGAUACAAGGACAAGGACCCUGGCAACGGCGUAUAGAACUGACGCUUGCUUGCUUCAAAAGAAGCAAUUGUUCGAUUGUCUUCUUUGAAGAGCAGAUGAUAAGAUAGUCUGCUGGUAUGUGGCUGCAACUGACUUAAUGCUUCCACGAAAAGACAUAGAAACCAGAAUUAUCCCGACAACGAACAUCUAAGUGUAAGCCACGACAAAGCAAUGACCACAGAACAUCA
This is a messenger RNA of Aspergillus ruber CBS 135680, 1133 nucleotides long. RefSeq names its product DNA-directed RNA polymerase II subunit RPB7. Gene Ontology annotation, molecular function: translation initiation factor binding; single-stranded DNA binding; single-stranded RNA binding. The transcript is spliced from 4 exons. NCBI's taxonomy places the organism in Eukaryota, Fungi, Ascomycota, Eurotiomycetes, Eurotiales, Aspergillaceae. The record is from RefSeq and is a predicted model, not a curated record. Bases 300 to 809 code for a protein of 169 amino acids. Gene Ontology annotation, biological process: positive regulation of translational initiation; transcription initiation at RNA polymerase II promoter; positive regulation of nuclear-transcribed mRNA poly(A) tail shortening. Gene Ontology annotation, cellular component: P-body; RNA polymerase II, core complex.